This is a messenger RNA of Periophthalmus magnuspinnatus, 1422 nucleotides long. RefSeq names its product dematin actin binding protein (gene dmtn). Lineage: Eukaryota; Metazoa; Chordata; Actinopteri; Gobiiformes; Gobiidae. The record is from RefSeq and is a predicted model, not a curated record. Gene Ontology annotation, molecular function: actin filament binding. Gene Ontology annotation, biological process: lamellipodium assembly; actin filament bundle assembly; cytoskeleton organization. The transcript is spliced from 14 exons. Gene Ontology annotation, cellular component: plasma membrane; actin cytoskeleton.
AUGUCAUAGGUGGAGGGACGGGUCACCCCAGUUAACCUGCCCUCCUCCAGGGCCGCCAGCACCCCAGGGUCCCCAGCCACAGGCAUAACAGCGCGUGUGGAUGACCAGGUGGUGGGCUACAGAGAUUUGGCAGCGUUGCCCAGAGACAAAGCCAUACUGCAGGUGGAGAGGCCUGAUAUGAUGACUUACCAGCCUCACCUCAGCUUCUCCUCGCUGGACGCCCCACGCAGAGAGCGAUCUCAGUCUCCUGCUGCUACAUCUCCUACAAGAUCCCAUGAGGUGAAACUAGAAAGAGCCGAGAGUGACAGUGGGUCUCCUGGAGGUUCAUCGCUGCAACUACAGGCUGAACGCAAGAUCAGCCUACAGCAUUUUCACAGACCAGAUAAUGGAGCAAACAUUUACAGAAAGCCUCCCAUCUAUAAACAAGAUAUAGGUAAACAUACAGAGGGCAGUGGAGUUAUUCAGUCGGCCAAGUUCCCUGCUGCGCAGCGGCCGGACCCCAAUGAACCCUCCAAGAUUGAAACAGAAUACUGGCCCUGUCCCCCCUCAUUAGCUGCCAUGGAGAUUGAGUGGAAGAAGAAAAAACUGCUUGAGGAAGACGAGUUUGAGGACACAGAUGAAGUGAAGACUGUACAAGAGCAAGAGCUUGAAAAGAUCAAGUCCAAUCUUGGACGUCUCAUUUUGAAGGAAGAGAAGGAGAAAGCCAUUCAGUUUCGGAGGAAGACACAGUCACUGCCCGACAGAACCCACAUGCACGGCAGUUUGUCUACAAAUACCUCGAAGUCUCCAUCCCGGACAGGGACAGGUCUGACCAGAAUGCAGUCUGCAGAGUUUUCCAAUGGAGACAAAGGACAACCAGCUGGUCAGAAUGGAGAUCGUAAGGAGAGGAUGGACAGAGGAACCUCACUGCCAAGUAUUUUGGAGCAGAAGAUAUAUCCCUAUGAAGCACUGAUUGUGACCCAUAGAGGGCGCUGUAAGGUACCUCCUGGGGUUGACCGCACACGACUAGAGCGGCACCUGGCUCCAGACGAGUUUGAGCAGGUCUUUGGGAUGCCGAUGGUGGAGUUUGACCGCCUGUCACUAUGGAAACGCAAUGAACUGAAGAAGAAAGCUUCCCUGUUCUGAUGAAGUGACCUGAGUUUAUCAAUACUUGACAAAACAUGCAUAGAGUUGUCAAAAAGAGCCAGUAAUAAUCUUUUCAGGCCCAUAGUGUCCAUCGUGUAACUAACCAAUCAGAGGCCUGGAUGGAGACAGGAUCAGACUGAGCACUGACGCUGGCCCUACUAACCCUGAGUGAAGAUGCACGGAUCAAAUGUUCACCUCCUGCACUCUGCUCACUAAUGCUUGCUAUCAGCUGCCCCACCUGCAGCCACUCACUCAUAGUUUUGGUUUAAUAGUUAAGACACACACUAAAUUUAAAAU